AUCUCUCAUCUUCCCGAUCUGCCCUUCCGGUGGGUUACUUACAAUCACGAACCGAAAGCUCCAUUCUUUUUUGCCAUAUGAUGAAUUCCUGAUCUUUGAAGGAUAAUUCUUGUCUUCAAUAAACAUAUGUUUUGAGCUAUCUGAACUGCUAUGUCGAGAAGUGUGGUCCAGUAUCACGCAGCGGAUGGGGAUCGAAUCAGCCAACUCCCGGUAGUGAUACUCGACCACAUUAUGGGACUAUUGCCUGUCGAACAAGCUGCUAAAACUGCAGUUCUGUCUAGGGUUUGGAGAGAUGUGUGGUUCAGUCUCUCGCGGUUGUGCUUUGAUGAUAACUUCUUUCGUAUUUUUCCUAAGAAAUGCCCUCGGGGCAUCAAAUGCGUCACGAUCUAUUCGUGUUUAUAUGUAAUCAACAACAUUCUCUUGCACCACAAGGGAUCUAUCCGGAAAUUUGUGUGUCUCCGUUCAUGGCCUGUAACACUAGAUGUUAGGUGUGAGUCGCCUGCCACGGAUAAGUUGUUGAUGUCGGUCACGGGACAAGGUGUCGAAGAAAUCAACCUUUGUUUUGUUAAUGGUAAAUAUUAGCUGCGGGAUUGCAUUUUUUCGUGCUCAACACUCCGGAUAUUACAUCUGGAACGGUUUUAUAUUGAACCACAAAGUUCCGCAUGCAUUUUGCCCAAUGCUACGUCACUUAGUUUUAAAUGUUGUGACUUUGGUACUAGAGGUCUUUCGAGCUACGCUGUUGAUGUUCUCAAGCUGGAGAAUUUGUCAUUUAUGUAUUGUACGAAUCUGUUUCACUUCAACAUUGGUGCUAGAAAUCUUUACAGUUUGACAAUCAACCAUUGUUUUAGUAGCAAAACGGGCAACUUUCUCCCGGUGAACUUGAACUUGAGUUCUAUUAGCGUUCUUGAUAUAGACAGUUUCAGUCUCCAGGGUUUUCUUGGCCAAUAUACUUCAAAGGGACAUUCAUUACAGCCAUUUGCACUAAAUGUGGAGCGACUCAAGCUAUCCGAGUUUUGUUUCCGAGAUGAUGCUAGGAUUUCUGCAUUUGUAUGCUUGCUGUGCAAAUGUCCAAAGCUAUCCCAUCUUGAAAUAGGAUUUGAAGAUGUGGUAUUCAUGUUGGCUGGGGAUAUUAACAAGCGUGUAGAUUCCGGACUGUUGAAAAAACUCCUUAGUGUGGUACGAACACACAAGCUGCUUUCGUCUUUGAAGCUUAGCUCGUUCACAGGUUUGAGGCCCCAAAUGCAUUUCAUCGAGGAGAUGCUUGCCUCUCUUCCAUCACUUGAAGAGGUUGUCAUUAUUUGUUUGCCCCAUAGGUUUGAUUGGAACAAAAAACGUGACAUUUUUGAAGAAAUUUCGCAUUUCCCGUGUGCAUCCCACAAACCAAAAAUUGCUUAUCGGUGACUUAUCUUUUCAAGUCGAAUCUACCAUCCAGUGCAAAUCACUUUUGUCGUUGUGGUUAGUGAUAUGCCUAAUGGUUGUAUGAAUCGCUAUGAUAUGCCAAAUGGAUGCGGUUUCUAACUUGGUGUGCUCCAAGAAAGGUUUGAGAUUGCGUAUUUUUACGCUCGAGAUUCUAUCUGUGUGGUUUCUCUAUCGAACCAUGAAAUUCCCCACGUGUUUCAUCAAAGUCAUCUCACAUCAUUUUCACCGUCUACUUUGGUCCUCAAAAAUCUUACAAAUUACGUUGUUAUUGUUUCUAAGUUGGAAACAAGUUUCCAUUGCAUGUGUCUCAAAACCCAUCCAUUGGCCAUGUCAAAGUCAGUCAUACAAAAUUGGCAUACUUGCAAAAAUUUACCAUUCCUACCAUUUCGCAUAUCUGUAAGUACUACAACCACACCAACAAAAGUGAAUUAGUAGAGGUAGAUUCAACUUGGGAAGACGAGUUUAGCUUUCGCAGAUGCACGUGGAAAAUGCGAUAUUUCUUCAAAAGUUUCAUGUUCCUUGCUCCGAUCAAACCUAUAAGGACGACUGAUGAUAACCUUUUCAAGUGUGGGAAGACAGGCAAGCAUCUCCUGAAUGAAAUGCAUUUGGGGCCUCAGUCCGGAGAACGAGCUAAGCUUCAAAAUUAGAAGCAUUUUGUGUGUUUGUAGCACUCUACGAAGUUUUUUC
Cuscuta campestris is the source of this 2106-nucleotide messenger RNA. The record is from the annotation of a GenBank genome assembly. NCBI's taxonomy places the organism in Eukaryota, Viridiplantae, Streptophyta, Magnoliopsida, Solanales, Convolvulaceae.